Molecule: messenger RNA, 675 nt
Organism: Chelonoidis abingdonii (Abingdon island giant tortoise)
Lineage: Eukaryota; Metazoa; Chordata; Testudines; Testudinidae
Source: RefSeq, a predicted model, not a curated record
AAAGGUGACCGACGAAAUGCUGCCGGGUCACGGACUGGUGGAAGAAAGGGGAAGAAGUGUUGAUUUCAGCCUAAAAUGCAUUAAAGCUAAACGUAUCCCAAUUAUCGUUACUGUCGUCAUCACAGCUUUGAUCAUCACCAUAAUUGCACUGGCAGCCAGGAAGCCUUUCCCCUGCCCAGGCUGCCCACCCCAUGUCACUGCUGCAUGCCCAAGUGGCUGGGUGGGAUACCGAGGGAAAUGCUACUACUUCUCAAAGACUGAAGGGAACUGGAACAACAGCCAGAGCCACUGCUCUUCCUUCAACGCCUCUCUGGCUUCCAUUGAUUCCCUGCCAGAGCUGGAUUUCAUGCUGCGCUAUAAAGGGGUCCCUUACCACUGGAUUGGCCUCCAAAGGGAACAAGGUGAGGGCCAGCCCUGGAAGUGGACCAACAGCACCAUAUUCAACAACCUGUUUCAGGUCAGAGGGGAAGGGCAGUGCGCCUACCUGGAUGAAUAUGGGGUCAGCAGCUCCAGGUGCUACUCAGAGAGAUAUUUCAUCUGCAAGCAGCCGGAUGAGUGCUCUAAGAGGAAGCCCAGUGCCGCAGAAGGGGAUACAAUAUUUAAGAUCACUUAAAGGGUCAAUGCAGCCUCUUCAGUGGAUGUAGAACUUAACACAUUCAUCCUCUCUUGUGCAGC